AGUCAGUCGCUCUCUCAGCGCACAUCCAACCGGAAGCCCAAAAGAAACGCGCGUGUGUGACCGUAUACCACGUAAGUGUGUGCCAGAGUUUCCCCAUUCCAAUCAGAACGCGCACACACACUGUUGCAGGCGGUGCGACAAGGAGUCCCCGUCGAAUUUGAAAUUCCUUGCCUUCAGUUGGAUUCCGAACGUUUAUGCGCGACACGCGAAACGCAGUGAAUGAAGCGACCGGAACGCGAAUUGCCGUCGCCAAAAAGCAAAAAUAGUAGUGAUCUACAAACAGCUAUCAUUCAUCAAUUGAAAACUGGAAAACUGACCGUUUUUAAUAGCUCGCAAUUUGAUUAAUUAAGCGGGUUUCGGUUCUCGCAUCCGCUGUUUCAUUGGCCAUCUUUAGCUGCCGAAAUCAAUAGUGUAUGUGUGAGUGAUCUGUGAUCUUUGCCUUUUUUGUUCAUACCCAUCAAAUAUUUGUGGAUUUCGUGUGAUUUGUGGCGCUUUUAUUUGGACUCCGGCAUUCAAAAUCAAAUCAAAAACCGCGCACACAAAACAAAAACUCACAAAACGAUUGCUGUGAAAACAAUAAAUGCGAUUUAAAAGCAGUUUACAUUUCUGUUUAACCGCUCGACGAAAAGGCCAUUAGGUGCCAUAACUGCCAAUUGGCAUACGAAUCUUGAUUAGCAUAAAUCACACAAAGCCAUUGGAGAUACGCAGACGAAUCAAACGGACAGAAAAAAGCAGAUACUCUCUGUCUUUACUGAUUAAUUCCACAUCGGAUCAGCAGUCGACUCGCGACUAUCCCCACUUCAGCGGCGACUAUCAGAACGUGACGCUGUCGGCUGCCUCUGCAUCCACAUCCGCAUCCGCUUCUGCCACCCACGUCGCCGCCGUCAAGAUGUACCACAGUAGCGCCGUUGCGGCAUACACGGACCUGGCUGCCGCCGGUAGUGCCGCAAGCGCCGGAGUCGGAGUCGGGGUGUCCGGCUAUCACCAGCAGGCGGUAAACGCUCCCGUUUACGUGCCAUCCAACCGACAGUACAACCACGUGGCCGCUCAUUUUGGAAGCGCUGCGGCGCAGAAUGCCUGGACCACGGAAGGAUUCGGAUCGGCGCAUGCACAGUUCUACUCGCCAAACGCCGCUGUGAUGAUGGGCUCGUGGCGCAGUGCCUACGAUCCGUCGGGCUUCCAAAGAUCCUCGCCCUACGAGAGCGCUAUGGACUUCCAGUUUGGCGAGGGACGCGAGUGCGUCAAUUGCGGUGCCAUAUCGACUCCGUUGUGGCGACGGGAUGGAACCGGACACUAUCUGUGCAACGCCUGCGGACUGUACCAUAAGAUGAACGGAAUGAACCGGCCGCUGAUCAAGCCUAGCAAGCGCCUGGUGAGUGCAACUGCCACUCGGAGGAUGGGCUUGUGCUGCACCAACUGCGGCACUCGGACCACCACACUUUGGAGGCGCAACAACGAUGGCGAACCCGUGUGCAAUGCCUGCGGACUGUACUACAAGUUGCACGGUGUUAACAGACCACUGGCCAUGAGGAAGGAUGGCAUUCAGACCAGGAAACGAAAGCCCAAGAAAACGGGAAGUGGUUCGGCGGUGGGAGCGGGCACUGGAUCCGGAACAGGCUCCACUUUGGAGGCCAUCAAGGAGUGCAAGGAGGAGCAUGAUCUCAAACCCUCGCUCAGCCUGGAGCGCCAUAGCCUCAGUAAGCUGCACACGGAUAUGAAGAGCGGCACCAGCAGUAGUAGCACCUUGAUGGGACAUCACAGCGCGCAGCAGCAGCAGCAGCAGCAACAGCAACAACAACAGCAACAGCAGCAGCAGCAGCAGCAAUCGGCACACCAACAAUGCUUUCCCCUUUACGGACAGACGACGACGCAACAGCAGCACCAGCAACAUGGCCACAGCAUGACAUCAUCCUCUGGACAGGCACAUCUGAGUGCCCGCCACCUUCACGGAGCGGCAGGAACGCAGCUCUACACGCCCGGCAGCAGUUCCGGCGGAGGCAGUGCGUCUGCCUACACAUCGCACAGUGCGGAGACGCCGGCCCUGAGCAACGGAACUCCCUCGCCCCAUUACCAGCACCACCACCACCUCGGCGGAACCCAUGGACACCAUGUGACGGCAGCGGCGGCACAUCAUCAUUUCCAUGCCGCUGCCGCUGUGGCCGCCUACGGCGUAAAGACAGAGGCGAGUGCCACCAACUACGACUAUGUGAACAACUGCUACUUUGGGGGCACCUUCGGUGCGCUGGGAGGAGCUGCAACCACAACCGCCAUGGCUGGCGGAGCGGCCAGUGAACUGGCUGGCUACCAUCACCAGCACAACGUCAUCCAGGCAGCCAAACUGAUGGCCACCUCGUAAAGUUAAAAAUCUGGACACUGGCUCUGUGAUGUGAUCUCCUUCCUCCUCCUAAACUGCACCCUCACUUGAAGCCUUCCUUGGAAUCAUGGCAUUGAAAAGACUUUAGACAUUAGUACUACUCGGCCUUGUUUGCAAUUUCGUUUAAUUAAGUUUAGCUAAUUGUGUGACUUUCUGAAACGUAUUUUCGGAAUAGCUUAGUUCUAGCUAACUAUCAUGAAUUAGCUAUGUUUAAUUGAAUUUUGGGUCGCAAAUGGGGUUUUUUAGUUUAAGAGCUGCCUGAAUGGCACUUAGUUUUUAUUUCUUGUAAAUAACUAAUAGCAAUUCUUGUUGUACAAAUCUGCGUCUAUAUGUAUGUGCUUAUCCAUCAAGUUAUAUGUGUAUGUACAGAUAUUGAUUAUCGCUUCGUUUAUAAUGUAGUUCCAUUUAGGUCUUUAUCAUAAACAUUAUCUUGUUCAAGUAGCUUAAAUAUUUUAUGAGUAUUCCGCACUUCCCCACCAACCCACUUAAUAGAACAUUUAGCAGUUAGUCCUAUGUAGAAGUCUAGAAUUAAUAUCGUAGCUCUGAUCCAUUUAAUAUGAACGCUAAAUAAAGAUUGUAUUAAACUAUGCAUUGAGUUUAGUAUUACUUAUUUUUGGAUCUGAUAUAUAAAACGUUUUAGUCUGUAUAUCAAAACUUAAUACAACUGAAUAGCAAAACUUGUUAUAAAUUCUAAUUCUUCUCAAAAUUGUAUACUCCGUCCUUUUCUACUGACGGAGUAGUUUUACCAUAUCUGUGAGCUUUUAGUCGUGCUUAAUGUGGAUAAAAAUCGUUGCCUACUUUCAAGCGCAGUUUAAAUCACCAAAUGUACCCAACAUACAAGUCAACAUUACUUUACUUUACAUAUUACUUAACAGCACUGUAGCCUUUUUACAACGUAUUAACUUUUUUUUAUAUUUAUUUAUUUAGAAGCUAUAAAUCCAUACAAUGCAUUGUAACAUAACAGAGCAAUUAACAGAUAAAUGAUAAAACCAAACCUCUUACUAACAACGUAUUAACUAUUUGUAUGCCGCCAGCGUAAAUAUUUAAAUCUCCAAAUGAACUGCAAAUCAGUAAAAUAGUGUUUUUUUACCAUUGCCAAUUUGCUUAGACAUUUUCACAAUAACCACUAACGGGCUAGUUGGUCAAUGUCAGAUUGUCAAAAUGUACCAUCAGUCUGGUGAUAAACAAUCAAAUUACACAGGCGUGAUCUGCCUGCCAAGGUGCCAAUUUAACAAACCCAAUCGAAGCUAUUGACCUCUUGGCGCCAAUUGCACGUGAUCAGGUGCGGAUUAGCCAAAAGCCAUGGGAAAGCCCAUGCAAUUAUUUGUUUUCUUUGCUUUUAUGACAUUGCUAAAAAAAAUAUAUCGCAAAAAGUGAUGGAGACGGGUGAUUGCAUCACUUGCUCUGGCAAGCUGGCUGUAUUGAAAAAAACCAGGAAUGCACCGACAAGUGUGAAAAUAAACGCC
Messenger RNA from Drosophila melanogaster (fruit fly), 3840 nucleotides. It is a transcript of the gene pnr, whose product is annotated as pannier. Gene Ontology annotation, molecular function: sequence-specific DNA binding; DNA-binding transcription factor activity; zinc ion binding. Bases 890 to 2356 code for a protein of 488 amino acids. Gene Ontology annotation, cellular component: nucleus. The transcript has 4 exons. The record is from RefSeq and is marked reviewed. Lineage: Eukaryota; Metazoa; Arthropoda; Insecta; Diptera; Drosophilidae. Gene Ontology annotation, biological process: regulation of DNA-templated transcription; regulation of transcription by RNA polymerase II.